CUCCAUGGAUUUCGCGGAGCGUGCACGGAGGUACCAGGAGUACGUGGAGGCGCUCGAGGAGGAGCGCCGGAAGAUCGAGGUGUUCCAGCGCGAGCUCCCCCUCUGUCUCCAGCUCGUCACCCAAGCUAUCGAGGGCAUUAGGAUACAGAUCGGGAGCAGCGAGGAGAUGGUGACGGAUGGGCCAGUGCUGGAGGAGUUCAUCCCCUUGAAGCCGACCUCCUCUUCGAUCGAAGAGGAGAAGGGUGGCUUGAUGGAGAUCGAACAAGAGAGAUCGGAGAAGAAGCCGGAUUGGCUCCGAUCGGUCCAGCUCUGGAACCAGGAGACAGACCAUUCACUUCCUAAAGGGGAGCCUCCGAAGAAGCCGAUCGCGGUGAAUGCUAAGAAGAGCAGCGGAGCCUUUCACCCAUUUGAAAGAGAGAAGCACGUCCCGGCGGUGCCGGCGGGGGCGGCCGCGAGCUCAUCCACGGUUGGCGGCGGCGGCGGCGGCGGGGAGAAAGAGAAGGAUAAGGAGGGCCAGUCCCAGCCUCCCAGAAAGGCAAGGCGGUGCUGGUCACCGGAGCUCCACUGCCGGUUCCUCCAUGUUCUCGACCAGCUCGGUGGCUCCCACGCGGCGACGCCGAAGCAGAUCCGGGAGCUGAUGAAGGUGGACGGUCUCACCAACGACGAAGUCAAGAGUCAUUUGCAGAAAUACCGGCUGCAUGCUCGACGGCCAAACCCAGCAGUCCAGAGCAGCAGCGCUGGCAGCCCCCCGGCUCCACAGUUUGUAGUUGUCGGCGGAUUAUGGGUCCCACCGCCGGACUAUGCAGCUGCAGCGGCUGCACAGCCAUCUGAUGGUGCUGGUGCUUCCUCAAAUGGAGUCUAUGCUCCUGUUGCAUCGCUGCCAUCCAAUUUGAGAUACCAAAAGCAGCAGCGUGAGAAGCCCUCACAUAGGUCUCCCACUGGGCCACUACAUUCAGAAGGUAGAGGCAGUGGAGAUGAUGGUGCUACUACCUCUACUUCCCCCACCACCUCCUCAUCUUCUCAAACUACUGCUUCACCUUCAUUUUGACUCUUCAGAGAGUAGCUGUAGAGCAUUUUUUUGGGUUUUUUUUGUAAUGAGGGCUUGUCACCUUCUAUGUUUUCUGUGAUGAAAGUAAAUAAAUAGAUAUAAAUACACAUGAAAUAUAUAUGUUUUGUUGUUUAUCUGAUGACCUGUAUGCGAACAACAACUCAGUUAAAACAUCUUCAGUAGAGUUUGCCAA
Molecule: messenger RNA, 1241 nt
Organism: Elaeis guineensis (African oil palm)
Lineage: Eukaryota; Viridiplantae; Streptophyta; Magnoliopsida; Arecales; Arecaceae
Product: transcription factor NIGT1
Biological process (GO): regulation of DNA-templated transcription
Molecular function (GO): DNA-binding transcription factor activity; DNA binding
Source: RefSeq, a predicted model, not a curated record